GGGGAGCUUCCUAGAGAGCCCCGGAAGUGGCUCCCGUUCCCACCGCCGCUUACAGAGUCCCAGGACCUUGUGUCUGGAGAUAAGUUCCUGUGUCCCAGUUUGGGGAUCUUCGGCGUCACGGUGGGAUGCAGAGGAUGCCCCCUGCAAAGGCCCAGAUUACAGGAGACAUUGUACAGCUGCAUCUUGGGGUGUCCUGAACCCCUGGGCAUGGGGGAAGGAGGAGGAAACGGAUCCCUAGCGAUCUCUUCUCUGCCCUGAACCCUGUGACCAUGCGAGGCUCUCAACUACCUUGAGCCGCGAGGACUGGCCCCGCUCAGGAUGGCCAGAGAGUCCAGGGGAAGCUCGGGCCGCUCCACCGAGGACCAGAUGGAGCUCCUGGUGAUCAAGGUGGAGGAGGACGAGGCGUCCCCGCUGGCCGAGGACGAGGCGGCCCGGUGGCUGGGCAGCCCGGGCCCCGACCGCUCCCGCCAGCGCUUCCGCGCCUUCCGCUACCCCGAGGCCGCGGGGCCCCGGCAGGCGCUGAGCCGCCUCCGCGAGCUCUGCCGCCAGUGGCUGCGGCCCGACGUGCACAGCAAGGAGCAGAUCCUGGAGCUGCUGGUGCUCGAGCAGUUCCUGAGCAUCCUGCCCGGGGACCUGCAGAGCUGGGUGCGCGAGCAGCACCCCGACAGCGGCGACGAGGUGGUGAUGCUGCUGGAGUAUCUGGAGACGCAGCUGGACGGGCCAGCGCAGGUCUCAACUGGUGACCAGAGACAGGAACUGCUCUUCUGCAAGGUGGCCCUGUUGGCUCCGGCCCAGGCCUCACAAAGUAGCCAUCCCCAACCAGUGAAGCCACUUCUCAAGCAGGAAUCUCAUGAGUCUCUGGGAUUCCAGUCCUCACAGGUCAGAGUUCUCCAGAUUCCUGGGCUUUCUGAGGGAGGUACAGGCAGAGAAGAUGCCACAGUAGCUGCCAGGCCUGCCCCACAGCCCCAGGGUUUGCUGAAAACGGAAGAUGUGGCCCCGACCCUCUCCCCUGGGCGGACACAGCAGGAUUCAUCUCAGAUGACCCUAUACAGAGAUGAUAGACAGGAGAGCUGUGGCAGCCUGAUUUACCUGGGUCAGGAGAUGCAGACUGAGACCCGGGACUUGCCUUCAGCUGAGGACCAGCCAGGACAAGAGCCUGGGCAGACCCCACACCACCCGGCUGACCACACUGCCCAGAGUAGUGCACGUGUGGAAGGAGACAGGCUACAGGGAAAGCAGAGAAAGUCCCCGGGGAGUAGGCGGCACUACUGCCAUGAAUGUGGAAAGAGUUUUGCACAAAGUUCAGGCCUGACCAAGCACAGAAGGAUCCACACUGGAGAGAAGCCUUACGAAUGUGAGGGCUGUGGGAAGACCUUCAUAGGGAGCUCCGCCCUCGUCAUUCAUCAGAGGGUUCACACUGGUGAGAAGCCAUAUGAGUGUGAAAAAUGUGGCAAGGUCUUCAGUCACAGCUCAAAUCUUAUCAAACACCAAAGGACCCACACUGGGGAGAAGCCCUACGAGUGUGAAGACUGUGGGAAGACCUUCACACAGCGCUGCAGCCUCCUUGAGCAUCACAAAAUCCACACUGGGGAGAAACCCUACCAGUGCACCACGUGUGGCAAAGCCUUUCGGCGCAGCUCCCACCUCCUGAGACACCAGAGGACCCAUGGUGACAAGAAUGAUCAGGACCCUGAGCAUGGAGAGGCUGGGAAAGGUCAAGGCAGAUUGGAGGGCCAGUGGGAACACACUGAGGUUCCGGUGACUUACCAGUGCAACGAGUGUGAGAGGUGUUUCACUUGGAAUCGAAGCCUUAUUGAGCAUCAGAAAAUCCACACUGGGGAGAAACCCUACGAGUGUGGUGCUUGUGGGAAAGGCUUCACCCGAACUUCAUACCUCAUUCAACAUCAGAGAAGCCAUGUAGGGAAAAAGAUUCUGUCACCGUGAUCUGUACCAUGCAUGCCAAAGUUGGUGCUCAUGUUUUAUGGAACUGGAGUCACCCUUGAGCCCUUCCUGACUGCAGAAGAUUGGAGCACAACUUACUAGUGAGAAGAGCUGGGAAUGUCACCUGGGUGAGGAAGGACCUGAAGGGUGUUGUUCCCGCCCGCUAGGCCUGUGUGGCUUCCUGGAGCCCUUACUGUCAGCCAGCACUUUUUUCUCAUAGAUGGAUGGCUUGGAUUUAUUUUUCCAACAUCAAACUUUAUGGGUUGGUUGGGUCCAUGAGUGACCUGCCCCCCACAACAUUGUGCCUUGAAUAUAGGUGCUAGUAAACAUUUACUAGAUGUACCCAUGAAACGACCUUCAUAGCUCUGAAACUCUGUGUCUAGAUUUCUGAGCAAUUUCUAAUGAAGGCCAUUUGUAUGUGUCUAAUUCUCUAAGGUUUCAUAUUCUGGGUCAAUCUAAUGUAUUUGUGCCAAGUACACAGUGUUGCACAUUUGGGAUGGGGGAACUCAUAUUUCUUUGUGACAAGGAUAGUACUUACAGUAAGAAUGCUUUAAACUGCUUCUUUUUAAAAAAUCAUUAUAUGUGUGUGUGUGUGUGUGUGUGUAUAUAUAUAUAUAAUAUAUAUAUAUAUAUAAUUUAAAUAUUUUAUUUUUAUUUGUUUAUGAGUGGGGAGAAGUGGAUAGAGAGGAAAUGGACCCUGCAAAUGAACUCCCGAUGCAUAUUUAUUUGAGAAAGUAUGGCUAUACACCAGGGACUCCUGCCAUUGCAAACAAACUCCAGAUGCAUGCACCACUCUGUGUGUCUAGCAUGGGUGCCGAAGAGUCAAACCCAGCUAACAAGCUUUACAAGCAAGCAUCUUUAACCACUGAGCCAUCUCUCCAACCGCCUUAAACAGCUUCUUAAUCAUUAAGGCCCAGGGAGAUUGCCCACCCAUAAAACUCCAUUCACUGUGCAUUCAGUUUUCUGUUCACUAAAGAGAAAGCUUUCAUAGGUAAAUAAAAGUUGAUUUGA
This is a messenger RNA of Jaculus jaculus (lesser Egyptian jerboa), 2952 nucleotides long. It is a transcript of the gene Zkscan4, whose product is annotated as zinc finger with KRAB and SCAN domains 4. The record is from RefSeq and is a predicted model, not a curated record. Bases 319 to 1944 code for a protein of 541 amino acids. Gene Ontology annotation, molecular function: RNA polymerase II cis-regulatory region sequence-specific DNA binding; DNA-binding transcription factor activity, RNA polymerase II-specific. The transcript is spliced from 5 exons. NCBI's taxonomy places the organism in Eukaryota, Metazoa, Chordata, Mammalia, Rodentia, Dipodidae. Gene Ontology annotation, biological process: regulation of transcription by RNA polymerase II.